AGGACCUGCGACUUAGCCAGCGCAACAGGCGGCUGGAGGGGCAGCCGGGUGGACCAGUCCCGCCAUGGACAAGCUGAAGAAGGUGCUGAGCGGGCAGGACACCGAGGACCGGGGCGGCCUGUCCGAGGUUGCUGAGGCAACUUCAUUAAGCUCGGGCACCAGAAUAAAAGGCUUCAUUGCCUGUUUUGCCUUAGGAAUUCUCUGCUCACUUCUGGGAACCCUUUUGCUCUGGGUGCCCAGGAAGGGACUGUAUCUCUUCGCAGUGUUUUAUACCUUUGGUAACAUCGCAUCUCUUGGGAGCACCGCCUUCCUCAUGGGACCAAUGAAACAGCUGAAGCGAAUGUUUGAGCCUACGCGUUUGAUUGCCACUAUCAUGGUGCUGUUGUGUUUUGCACUUACCCUGUGUUCUGCCUUUUGGUGGCACAACAAAGGGCUUGCUCUCAUCUUCUGCAUUUUGCAGUCUCUGGCCCUGACGUGGUACAGUCUUUCCUACAUACCAUUUGCAAGGGAUGCUGUGAAGAAGUGUUUUACUGUGUGUCUUGCGUAACACACAGCCAGGUUUGCAAAGCUCUGGAAAGCACCAUGGAUGGAUGUGGGUGGACCGUGUUGUAAAUAUCUUCUAAACCUCUGUCUCACAGACAUGUGCCUUUGAUCUUGCAAGCAACGUGCGGCUUGCAUUUUGAACCUUUGGGGAUUGCUUCUGGAGGCAACUGUGUGUUCCCAGACCCAGAUGUCUGUCACAUGAUACAAGAAAUGGGUUCUAUAUCUGACAGAGUGGAAUCUUCCUCAUGUACCUUUGGAUGGUGUUCCACUGAGCUCUUAGGAGUAAGAACCUUGUUAGCAACAGCAGAUGAGCCUUGGAAGCCAGUGAUUCCCAGUUGGUGACAGAUGGCCCCGCUGGAGACUCAGGUGCAACAGGAAGGGAUGGAGUUUGGGAGUCAAUGGGACUUUGUAGAUUUGUCCCUCAGCCUGUUGCGCCUGCCCCAUACAACAUGGAUGUACUUCUCCUGUGGUGUCCAGGAUCAAGCUGCCAUCCUGACAUUUGAACAUGAGCCUGUGUACAGCCUGGCUGGAAUGAGGUAGAAAAGCACUUUCUAAUGAUGUGUGUUGUUUUUAAACCUGAACAGCUCUCUUCUGACUCCACACCUGACUAUGGGAUGUAUUUUCUUUCCUUCUUUUUUAUUGGACUGGAGUUGCUUUACAGUGUUGGGUGGGAAUGUAUUUUCUAAUGCUCAGUGCAUACUCUUUUUCUUGGGUUUUAAUUUCUUUCUUUCUCCCUCCCCAACGUAUCUUCACUCUUGACCUCCUGGAACGAGAUUGAAAGAGAACAAAGCUGCAGCAGUAAAUACGAGUGUUUCCUUUUGGACAGGAGCCCGUAGGAGGUGAAAAACCAUGCUGCUCUCUGCUGUAUUCCACCCCCACCACCAUUAUUUGUAUAUGUUUGCUUUUAAACCGAUUUUAUUUUCCAUUCUCCCCUGGAAUGGGGCCAGGGGAGAGUAGGUGGGAAGACAGAGCCCAACCGUGGAGCCAGCAGAAAGUAGGCACUCCUACCCAGUGACCUUUAAACAGUCCCAGUGUUUUGCACUGGAGCCUGUGCUGGAAACAGUGGGAGAAGAUGCCAGGGACUGCAGAGUGGCCAUAUCACAGCCUGAUGCCUGAUCACAGACAGACUGCUUUCAUGUCCCUGAUCUUGUCUAGUCCUGGUAAGAACCUUGUGAUCAAGCAGAGAUUGUUAACCCACUUGGCUGUCCAAAAAAAUCAAGGCUCAGAAAAGUUACUAGAUCUACCCAAAAUCAGAGUUGCUGGCAGAACUGAGUCCUGAGCCUGGGUGCCCCUGCUUCAGUCCCCUUCUUAACCCGCAUUUCUGGAUGUGGCUCUGGUGAUAUCUCCUGUAACUAUUUUCCCCGUCUUCAUCAGUCAAGCUUGUUCAUUUUCUGGCCCCAGUCCUCUACAUCAUUGUAUUUUCUCCUGCUUAGUCUCCCUAUGGGAAGCUUCCUCCUGGAUCUGUGGCCUCUUCAUCAGUUCUUUUGUGCCCAUUUGCCCCUCCUUACUGCAUGACCUUCAGAAUGUCCUGUAUCGAUCAUCAGAGCUCUUGGCAUUGCAAGGCCUCCAAAGUCUCCUUCAAAGCCAGUCUGUUUGGGUUUGCCUUUCUCUUCUUCCUGGUCUGGUCUGUCCACUCAGGCUCUUGCUCUGGGAGCCUCCAAACCAAAGGCAGUGUUCCACCUCUUGUCUCUUUGCUUACUAAUUGCUGAAUUCUUUUUUCUGCUGUAGCUGAGACCUCAGACUGGCAAGGCUUUUCUUCUGAUCUGGGGAAGGUAUGAACAGGCCUGAUGGUGCCAGAGUGAGGAACCAAUGUUACUGGGUCCUUUCUAGGCUGUUGACGGCAUCCUGUCUUCUGCUGAGACCCCUAAUAUAGCUUCAGCUAGAAUUGAAAAGUAUAUACUACCAUCUGGUUAUCUUCACAUGCCCGGUGCUUCCAGGAGACUGCUCAGAUCUCAGAAGGGUCCUGAAUGGGGCCAGAAGGAAGUCAGGAGUCUUCAUUGCUUCUUCUCUUUAAAGCUGAUGUGAAACUAACCUGGUCUCACUGUGAGCUUCAACUAGCCUGGAGGCCACGAACAGCCAGAGGAUCUCUGUGGCUGACCCCUCUGUACCUUUUUCAGAGGCUGGACUUGGACUUUGUGAGACAUGAGGUUAAGAGGUCACCUGGCCUCUAUGAUGUCGUGGUGGUUAAUGUGGGCUAUGAAGUCAAACAGGUCUGGGUGAGCUGUGUCUCAGUCACAUGCUAGUGUCAGGUUGAACAAGCUCCUUAACCUCUGGUCCUCAUGUUGCUCAUCUGUUUAAAAAUAAUGGGGAUAGUUGCUGCUGGAUCAUUGUAGGAUGUCAAUAAGAAAUAUGUCAAGUGCUUAGCAGGGGACCCAGCAUAGGUAAAUGUCUCAGUAAAAGGUGGGUGUUAUUAUUUAAGCCUGACAAUAAUGGAUGACCAUUGAAGGUGAGAGGGUGAAUGUCUCUGGUCAUUAAUUUAUCUAAAAAAAUUUAUUUUGUAAUAUGUAUCUGGCACUACAGACAUCACCAUGCCACAUCUCACUGAAUAUUCACAAUAACUUUGCUAGACUAGCAGCGCGUGCUGUCUCUGGGUUGUGUCUGGCUCUUUGCGACCCUAUGUACUGUAGCUCACCAGGCUUCUCUGUCCAUAGGAUAUCCCAGGCAAGGAUACUGGAGUGAGUUACCAUAAGCCAGCAGUCUUGUCUCUGUUAUUAGACAAGCAACAGCCUCAGAAAGGGUAGAGGGUCUGUACCAGAUCUCACCGGCAGAGGACGCCAGUUCUCGGAUAAAAGCUCCUGCUUUGUCUGCUCUUGAGCCCUGUGGCCAGUUUGCUCAUACGGGUCCGUUCCAACACCUGAACAGCGCAUGGGUGAUCUUGCCUUCCAGGAUCUUCCCAGACCCCUACAUUUUUCUUUCUGCUGCCUUACCUUUUGGUUACUUCCCUCCUUGUUUUCGUCUGCCAGAUUGUAGGUGUCCAUCUCAAAUGUACGGAAAGGUGUUACCAAGCAGCCGUGCUGGUUAGAAGCGACCCCAUGGAUGAGACAAGGAGUGGAGGGUUAGGGUUUUAGAUCCUGUGGCUGUUCGUGGUCUGUUUCCCUGCUCCCCUGCCUUCCAUCUUACCUGUUCGUUGCUGGUUAGAUCUUUGCAUUUUGGAAUGAAGGCAACCUUUGAGGUGGCCCUUUUGUAGACAAGACGUGUGUUUGUUCAAGGCGGUGCUCCCAGCAGCGGGGUGGGAGGCUGGCCCGAACGCUCUUCCUUGGCUGUGUUGGCCUGUGACCACUGUGCUGGGAGCAGCCCUGCCCUCCAGGCCUGGAGGCCUGGGUUCUUCUUAGGUUUCCCUGCCCCUUAGAAACUGCUUGUCUGAUGCUGGGCUAGUGUGUUUACUAGCUCAUUGUCCCCCACCUCCUGUCUCAGAGUUCUUCAUUUUUGCCUGAUGUGCUCAGGGGGGCCUCUGGCUCUCCAACUUCUCUGCAUGGCUCUGCCUGUGGCUAUGGGCUGCUGAGACCCAGCCUAAGGUUUCCCGUCUCCCUUCCACAGACUGUCUUGUCUCUGGGAAAGAGCAAAGCACUCUAUCUGGCUGAGCAUUCUCAUUGGCCUCAUUGUCAGUGCUUGGAGCUUCUGUGCAUCACUCCUGUGUGGUGACUGUGGAUUAUCCAGCUGAGUGCUACCCUAAUCAGUAUAUGCUCAGAAGCAAGAAAUAUAAUCAUGAAAUGCAUCUAACAUUACUUUUGGAUACUUCCAUUAGGAAAGAUAAUUAAGAAGAGGGUCAUACCUUAAAAAAAAUGGUGUGGGGGUACUGGUUUGACUGCUUCUGCUUUUGAUGUCUGCACGAGAGUGACACAUGUUACACCACACGUGAUGAAACUUGGCAGAAUGAAUUAGAAAAUAAAACUGCAGCCCUGUGACUUCGGUAUUCUUUUUGUAUGGGGUUGCCUAUAUAAGGCUUCUCUUCUCAUCUCUUUCCUCAGAUAACUUCUGACUAGAGUGGCUGCAGAAUUACAGAUACUUCAGAGUUCACAACCCAUCCUUAAACUUCAUUUUAAGCAAAUAAAAACAACAAAAUCAGUGUUUAAGGUUUAUAAAGUGUUUUUGCUAGAUAGUAGGCAUCGUUCUUUUGAUUUUAAAAUCCAAUACUUAAGUUUUUAGAUGUGCAGUAGUUUCCUUGCAGUUAGCAUUUUCAAAAAAGUGAAUAGACUCUCACCUGAUGUUAAAUACAGAUUUAUAUGUAUGUAGCUCUUGAAAAGAUUAACAAAAGAACUUACAUUUAAAAGUCUACAUUUUUUUUUUACCAAUUUUUAUUUAAAAAGUUGGAAAGUUGAGUCAUGUGACUUUAAAGUACCUUCUCAUUUAUAAUUUUAUGAAAUUCUGAGAUCUUGAGGGUUUUUUGGUCAAGUGAAGAGGAGUGCUAUGUGGUGUAGUUGCCCCCAGUUUACUUGGGGUAGGGCAUUUCGUCCCACUUUUCAGUUAUCUAGUUCUACCCUGAAUGCUUUAAUAACACUCCCAAGGCCCUGGUACACUUAAGCUUUGCUGUUGAUGGCUCAGAUUUCUGCCCCUUGGCUUCACAAAGCGCUGGCAGAGAUCUUGCUGCAGAGUUUGUGAGCAGAGCCCAGGGACCAUCAGUGCCUUUGUUGAUGUAAACUGACUGAAUAAAAUUAUGUUCUUUCUUAGCUGGAGCUGAAAAACUGAUGAUGAGCUU
Molecule: messenger RNA, 5239 nt
Organism: Odocoileus virginianus texanus
Lineage: Eukaryota; Metazoa; Chordata; Mammalia; Artiodactyla; Cervidae
Gene: SFT2D2
Product: SFT2 domain containing 2
Biological process (GO): vesicle-mediated transport
Cellular component (GO): membrane
Source: RefSeq, a predicted model, not a curated record